Messenger RNA from Canariomyces notabilis, 624 nucleotides. Its product is annotated as HET-domain-containing protein. Lineage: Eukaryota; Fungi; Ascomycota; Sordariomycetes; Sordariales; Chaetomiaceae. The record is from RefSeq and is a predicted model, not a curated record. Bases 1 to 624 code for a protein of 207 amino acids. The transcript has a single exon.
AUGCGGCUCAUCAACGUUCAGUCCCUUGAACUGGAGGAAUUUUUGGGUGGAAAUUUUCCGCCGUAUUAUAUCCUAUCCCACACUUGGGGUGACGAGGAAAUAUCAUUUCAGGAGUACACAUGGUUGCAAGCCUACAAGGAGAAAGUGGCCGCGGGCAUUAUCGAAGAAAAGCCACCGAAGCAUCGUGAACGACUCAGGGCCAAGGAUGAAUCCUUGCGUCGUAGAAGCGGCUACCAGAAGAUCGUUCGCUUCGCGCAGCUCGUGCCCGCUCUCAACUCGGAGAUGCUCGAUAAUCAUCGACGUACGGCAGAUUACAUCUGGGUCGAUACGUGCUGCAUAAACAAAGAGAGCAGUGCGGAGCUUUCGGAGGCUAUCAACUCCAUGUAUCAAUGGUACAAGGAGGCGGAACUCUGCAUCGCUUUCAUGGCUGACGUUGAAGAUACGAAAGUUGCCCCGCAAUCGGGCUUUGGAAAGAGUCGCUGGUUUACAAGAGGCUGGACGCUGCAGGAACUCCUCGCCCCGAAGCUCGUGCUUCAACAAACACUGGAAGUAUAUCACGGAGAGGCACACGGGCAGGCAUACCAUAGAGGCGGUGACUGGAAUCGGCGGGGGCUAUCUCACUGA